AUGAGUUUCGAUACAGUCGUUUCAGGUAAACAUGGUGGACUGACAGAGAAGUUGAGAUUGAUUGCCUAUAAAUACGGAAUUCCCGGAGUACCCCCUCCAGAAUCGGUGUCGAAUGAGUUACGAGCUCAGUCUAGGAAAAUCUAUAUUAAUACCCCGUUGCCUUCUGAUAUGUAUGAUGAAAAGGGCCAUCUCAAAUCACAUUAUGCCAGAAAUAAAAUAAGAACCACCAAGUACACCCCCACCACUUUUCUUCCUAAGAACUUAUUUUUCCAGUUCACCAAUAUUGCAAAUUCAUACUUUCUACUAAUCGUCAUAUUAGGGGCUUUUCAGAUUUUUGGAGUCCCCAAUCCCGUUCUUUCGGCAGUGCCUUUGAUAGUAAUAGUAGUAAUUACUGGGGUCAAGGACGCUUUUGAAGAUUAUAGGAGAUCUGUUUCGGACCGCCAGCUCAACGAUUCCAGAAUUCAUCUUUUAACUGGUAUGGAGAAUCACAAUGUUAAUAAAGAUUCAGUAACGCCUUGGAGACGUUUCAAGAAACUUUGCACCAGAGCUACACGCCUGACAGGUAGACUUAUGGCUAAUAUUUUCAGAAGAAACAAAUCUGCAGCCAGUGAUAGUGUUGAAAAUAAAAGGAAAGAUAAAGAAUCCAUUCGAAGUCUUGAAUCUAUUACAACAAUUCCCACAAACCGCAAUUCACUUUCGAAGAUUCCCACCAAGGAAAGAAUCACUCUGUCAUCUAUGAGAAAAUCAUUUGAUAACCGCAGUAGGCGUACCGCAGAAGUUGUCCAGGGUACUUGUUCCAACCCUACCGUCGAGCCAACUUUCAAACCAAAAUUCAGGACUGAUUUUUGGAAGAGCGUUGAAGUGGGAAAUUUUGUGAGGGUUAGGAACAAUGAAGAAGUGCCCGCUGAUAUAGUUAUAAUAGCAACUUCUGAUGCGGAGGGUACCUGUUUUGUGGAGACAAAGAAUCUGGACGGUGAAACAAAUUUGAAGAAUAGAACUGCUCUACAUUGUGGUGAGGGAAUUAGACAUGCGCAUGAUCUGGAACGAGCCCAAAUGAUGAUCGAGGUUGAACCCCCAAACGUUCAUCUUUAUUCUUUCAAGGGUGCUUGUUACUUCUCUACAUAUGACUUGCAAACUGGGGAAAAACUAGAAGAUAGAUCAGAACCCAUUACCAAUGAAAAUGUCCUUCUGAGAGGAUGUGCUUUGAGAAACACCAAAUGGGUUAUUGGAGUUGUGGUUUACACCGGUCCCGAAACUAAGGUAAUGCUCAAUUCAGGUAUCACCCCAACAAAGAAAUCUAGGAUUUCCAAGGAACUCAACUUGUCGGUUAUUGUUAACUUUGUUGUUUUGUUUGUGCUUUGUUUUGUAUCUGCGGUUGUCAAUGGAGUCUUCUAUAAUGAGAGUGAUACUUCAAGGAUUUAUUUUGACUUUGAGCCUUAUGUUGAUUCCGCCGCAGGGAACGGUGUUGUAACUUUCUUUGUUGCUUUGAUAAUUUACCAAACUCUGGUUCCAAUUUCUCUCUACAUUUCCAUUGAAAUUAUCAAAACUGUUCAGGCUUAUUUUAUUUACGCAGAUGUUAAAAUGUAUUAUCCAAAGUUGGACUAUCCAUGUGUGCCAAAGUCGUGGAAUAUAUCUGAUGACUUGGGUCAGAUUGAAUAUAUCUUCAGUGAUAAAACUGGAACUCUAACCCAGAAUGUAAUGCAGUUCAAGAAGUGUACAGUUGCUGGCAAGUCAUAUGGGUUGGCGUAUACGGAGGCGCAACAGGGUAUGGACAAGAGGAAAGGUGUUAAUAUUGUGGAUGAAGUUGAUAAGUGGAGAACCAAGAUUUCACGUGAUAAACAAGAAAUGUUAGACUUGCUUAAAGAUUGGACAAGUAACGAACUGGAUGAAAAUGAUUUAACAUUCAUCUCAAGUGACUUUGUCAAAGACCUGAAAACUCAAAAAGCUUCAAAAGACUUCAGCUAUAAUGAAAGGUUGAUGACUGCCCUUGCUCUUUGCCACACAGUAGUCACAGAAGACGAUGCAGAUAAACCUGGUAGACCUAUUUUCAAUGCCGAAUCUCCUGAUGAGGCUGCACUUGUUAGUGCAGCACGAGAUAUAGGUAUUGUAUUUCAAGAAAGGACUAGAAAGGGUGUUCUUGUUUCAAAGUUUGGUAAUGCGCCUUCUGAGUUUCGAUUGCUAGAAAUCAUUCCGUUUAAUUCUACUAGAAAGAGAAUGACCACUAUCAUGGAAAUACCCCCUGCAUACUCUCCGAGCAGAGAAACAGAGAUCAUGUUGUAUACUAAAGGUGCAGAUAAUGUUAUUUAUCCCCGCUUAAGAAAAGAUCAGGACGAAAAUAUUGUUAAUCAGACUGCACUUCAUCUUGAACAGUUUGCGGAAGAAGGAUUGAGAACAUUAUGCGUCGCCGAAAAGAAAUUAGAAUCCGAAUACUUCAAAGAAUGGCAGCAGCGCUAUAAUGCAGCGUGUUCCUCCGUCUCCGACAAUAGAGAAGCUCUUAUUGAUCAGUUGAGCGAAGAGAUCGAAUGCAACUUAACUCUAUUAGGAGGCACCGCUAUUGAGGACAGAUUGCAAGACGGUGUUCCAGAUUCAAUUGCAAUUUUAGCUCAAGCAGGCAUAAAACUUUGGGUUUUAACUGGUGAUAAAGUGGAGACUGCCAUAAAUAUUGGCUUUUCCUGCAACCUAUUGACCAAUGAAAUGAAAUUACUUGUUCUCCAGCCACAGGAAAAGGACAAUCAGGAUUCAGAUACAUUGUGCAAGUACUUUGAUGGUUUAAUCAGCAGAUACUUGUCUGAAGAGUUUAACAUGAAUGGCUCAGAGGAGGAGCUCAAAGAAGCAAAGAAAGUUCACACACCAGCAGUUGAUAACUAUGCUAUCAUUGUAGAUGGAGCAGCACUUGCAGUUAUUUUCAAUGAGUCAACGGGAAGUUUAAUUCGAAAGUUUUUACUGCUGUGUAAACAGUCCAAAUCAGUGCUUUGUUGUCGAGUAUCGCCAGCUCAAAAAGCCCAGAUAGUCAAGAUGGUGAAGAAUCUUCUUGGUGUCAUGACUCUUGCCAUUGGUGAUGGUGCCAACGAUGUUGCGAUGAUACAGGCAGCCAAUGUAGGUGUCGGAAUUGCAGGUGAAGAGGGAAGGCAAGCUGCAAUGUCAUCAGAUUAUGCUUUUGGCCAAUUUAGGUUUCUUACUAGGUUACUGCUGGUUCAUGGCAGAUGGUCUUAUAAAAGGCUUGCUGAGAUGAUUCCAUGCUUCUUUUACAAAAAUGUUACGUUCACGUUCACCCUUUUUUGGUAUGGUAUCUACAACAACUUUGAUGGUUCUUAUCUGUUUGAGUAUACUUACUUAAUGUUUUACAACUUGGCCUUUACUUCACUCCCGGUAAUCUUUUUAGCUAUACUGGAUCAGGAUGUUUCAGAAACGGUAUCCCUGUUGGUACCACAGUUGUACAGGACUGGAAUUUUACGUCUCGAAUGGUCACAAUACAAGUUUUUCUACUACAUGUUAGAUGGUCUUUACCAGUCUGUUAUUUCAUUUUUUUUUCCAUACCUUGUUUAUCAUACUGGUUCGUUCGCUAGUGCAAAUGCUAGACAAAUAGAUCACCGGUUUUGGAUAGGUUUAUUUUGUGCUCAUAUUUCAGUUGUUUCCUGCAAUAUUUAUGUGUUUCUUCAACAGUAUCGAUGGGACUACCUAUCUACCAUUAUUGUGUUAUUAUCAAUCUUAGUAAUAUUCUUUUGGACCGGAGUAUGGUCAGCGGGCACAAUCUCCGGAGAGUUUUAUAAGGCUGCUCCCCAAGUUUUUGGAAGUACUUCCUUCUGGGCAUGUUUUUUUGUUGGUGUGCUUGUCUGUGUGCUUCCUAGGUUCUGCUAUGACAAUGUGAAAAGAGUAAUGAAGCCGAGAGAUAUUGAUAUCAUCAGAGAAAGAGUUAAAUUGGGUGAUUAUCGCCUUUUUCCUGAGAGGUAUGACCCCACAGACUUCAAUGAUGUUGAAGUGCAUAGAAAGAUGCUGAGUGACAAUCACUCAUCCCUUGCAAGUGAUUCACUGGAUCAAGCAAAUAGUGCUGAACUUGCCGAUUUAGAGAAAAACGAUAUUGAAGCAAACUUAAAGAAUGAAAUACCCAAGGAGUCAAAGGGGAUUCAACGAGCACUCCGUUCAAUUGGACACUCGAUUCGGCAUCCUACAUUGACCCCUCCUAGUAGACUUGACAUUUUGAGAAAGAAAAGCUUAGAGAAUGGAUCUAUAACUUCACUCGAAAGAAUUCGUACAAGUCACGAGCUGCCAGGUUUAACCAGGGCGGAAACACUAAUGAGUACUUAUUCUUAUCUCUCUGAAAAUAGAAGGUAG
Komagataella phaffii GS115 is the source of this 4332-nucleotide messenger RNA. Its product is annotated as Aminophospholipid translocase (flippase) that localizes primarily to the plasma membrane. Bases 1 to 4332 code for a protein of 1443 amino acids. Gene Ontology annotation, molecular function: ATP hydrolysis activity; ATP binding; ATPase-coupled intramembrane lipid carrier activity. Lineage: Eukaryota; Fungi; Ascomycota; Pichiomycetes; Pichiales; Pichiaceae. The transcript has a single exon. Gene Ontology annotation, cellular component: plasma membrane. Gene Ontology annotation, biological process: phospholipid translocation. The record is from RefSeq and is a predicted model, not a curated record.